UAAAGGAUCAAAGCUCUUUCUGAGGUGUCGCCUGAGGCAGUGCAGAGGGUUGAGUGUAUAUAUCCUAGUGCCACAGAGGUUCUGACAGUCACAGGGGACGGCAGGAGUCAGGAUGGAGGUGCUGCUGGCGCUGGUCCUCGCUGGGUUCGUCUGCGCGGCAGAAGGAAGAACGGUGUCCAAAUGCGAGGUGAGACAGCGGCUGACGGAGGCCAUCGCCGCUCUGUCUGACGGCGCCAAGCAGGCCGGACUCACCGACGACAACUUCGUGGCUAAGAUUGUCUGCCACGCGGAGCUUGCUUCAGAUUUCAACAGCAGCACCGUGAACCAGCUCACCUGUUCCCCCGGUUCCCCCGGUUCCUCCAGUUCCCCUGGUUCUCCGGUUCCUCCCCAGGAAGGAAGGAACCAGAGGAACUCUCCAUCACCGGUUCAUCUGAGGCCGAACUCCCGCUUGCAGUACAACUGCGACGAGGACGACGAGACCCGGACGCUCUACGGCCUCUUCCAGCUGGGCGGCCACCUGACCUGCAGCGAUGGAGCGACUCCAUCAGCCAACCUCUGCGGGAUGGACUGCAGCGACUUGCUGGACGACGACAUCCUGGACGACGUCCACUGCCUGCUGGCGGUCUUCAGAAACCUGCUGGAAAAUGGCUUCGGGGCGGCCCACUGGAAAGCGCUAAGAGGAACCAUCCGGCUCGUCUUGCAGGAAGAGUGUCGGGACAAACAGGCCCAUCAAUACUUCGCCGAAUGCUCCUGAAGCCAUCAUGCUUGUGUUGAAUAAAUGACAGAGUUUAAUGAAGUGUCUCUGUUCGAUCUGCU
Molecule: messenger RNA, 816 nt
Organism: Salarias fasciatus (jewelled blenny)
Lineage: Eukaryota; Metazoa; Chordata; Actinopteri; Blenniiformes; Blenniidae
Product: lysozyme C-3-like
Exons: 5
Coding region: 113-754 (213 amino acids)
Molecular function (GO): lysozyme activity
Source: RefSeq, a predicted model, not a curated record